UAGUUAUAAUUUAGAAAUACUAUUCAAAUCAAAUUGAAUUGUUUUCGACACAAAUGAGACACAAAUUGUCUAUAAAUAGUAUAAAUGAGUGAUAGAUGUCGUUAUGAAUGUUAUAUAUAAUGAAUGCGUAUAUAAUUGAUGUCAUGAGUGGCGACAACUCACGGAUCCAAUCGAUUCAAGUAAUACUCAAAAAGCGUGGAAACCAUUGCUAUAGUCUAUAGUUAACUGACUAUACGUUAAUUGACCUCAAAAUUCAAUUUACGUUUCAAUUAAUUUCGUAUUUUUUUUGACAAUUAAUUCAUUUGAAUGAACACUACAUUCAUUGGGCAAACAUUGAGUGCAUCGACUCAUUGGACACGUAAUACAUGUGCGACACUCUGUGUCAACAAUAAUAUAUUACCGAAGAUAAUGACCACCGAUUGUCACCAGACUUAGAGUGACCACAAAAAGAUUACUUUUAAUUGUCACCGAAGUCUUCGAUAUGGAUAGCAGUCAUCAACACAGAUAUGACACAACUGUCAACACAUUGACCGCAACGACAACAAAGACACAAAUCGGUAAUAAUAGUCUUCGUGUCUAUCGAUUAUCACCCGAUAAGACACAGCAUUUGACACUUAAAAAGAGUACACAAAACGAUGGCCAGAUUACCGACGGAUCGACAACCAAUGGCCACAAGAAACGGUAUUUAGUGUCACACAAGUCGGGUGUCAUCUAUCAGAUCCUCGACAAGACUCCUCUGCCUUUUAUGCCAUUACUCAGUCGUGAAGUACGUGAACCCGAGUGCGACCUCAUCAGUGAUGACCAAUAUUUUAAAUAUAUCGGACUCAUUGAUAAGCCAUCGCUUAACACAAAGCCUAAAACAGAGCUCAAUGUGUGGCCACUCAGAGAUAUCUCGAAGAAUAAUACAAAGUUGACGUAUAAUCCGUCCGAACAUUUAGUAUUGACUGACUUAUUGCCGACUACUGUCUACAACAACAUCAAUGAAACUGACAAUACUAGAGACUGGAAUCAACAACAAGUUAUGGAUAAAAAAAAUGAUAAAAAUAGUCGCAAACGUCAACUGAGAAGUUUCCGAAAGGAUGCGACAAAUUUGAUAACAAAUUUUGAUUUGGCCUCAUAUAUGGGUCGCCGUAUAUAUCGGUCAUUAUUUCGGCCAAUUAGUAGUGUUGAAAAAUAUAUGAUAACAAUUAGUUAUGAAAACUAUUGCAUUUGUGAUAAAUAUUUAAUCAAUGUCUCAAUAAUGAGUGCCAAUAACGUUGUGAUGAAUAGUGUGGUUCGUUACUCAAGAAGUUUACGCCAUUAUCAUCACAGUUAUUGCUUUAAUCGAAAACAACGACACGACAAGUGGCAGCUGUUAGAGACCGGAAUCAAUAAAAGAUCACAACUACUGAUGAAACGUUGCAAACGUUUGUGUCUUAGACUCAAUCGGAUUCAAAUGUGUCCUCUCUGUAGAAACACUGUUGACUUUGAACCACGACAUCAGUGUUGGGAGUUUGAACCUCAUUUGCGACCAACAAGACUGAUAUCAUUACUUCAAUCACAUAAUCACUGUCCAAAUGAUGAGCUUAUUGUUGUUGGCGACGAUUUUUUAAGUGUUGACACCAAUGAACAACAUAUGAAUAGGGUUUCCAAUAUUUGUAUUACCGGUAAUAAUAAUAAUAAUAAUAAUAGUGUUAAUAGUAAUCAUCAAAACAAUAUCAAUAUUAACGAUGAAGUGAUAACAGCUGAUGACAGCAGUGACGACGAUAUCAUGAUUAUCGACGAAGUGAUUAGAUAUCCCAUCAGUACUGUCAACAACCAUAAGAUGUCAUCAACUGAUUCAGUCUUAAAGAAAAUUUUGACACAAAUGCAAGAAUUAACUUAUUUUGAGUUCAAUUUAGAGUACUUCGAGAGUAUAAGAGGUGAUAAUGAAGAACAGUUGGAGUAUUGUAGUAAUGGCUGA
Molecule: messenger RNA, 1942 nt
Organism: Oppia nitens
Lineage: Eukaryota; Metazoa; Arthropoda; Arachnida; Sarcoptiformes; Oppiidae
Product: hybrid signal transduction histidine kinase E-like
Exons: 4
Coding region: 482-1942 (486 amino acids)
Source: RefSeq, a predicted model, not a curated record